CCUGUUCAGAUUCUCCGCUUGGAGAAGGAGUGAAAAUUCUCCGAUCGAUUCUAAUUUUUUAACCAGUUUCGGCUUCAAAAUGUUGCGAAAUCUCACUGGUUUUGUGAAAAAACUCCCUAGAUUUGUGCGGGAGCAGCCAAAUUUGAUGAGCAGUGCGAGGCAUUUCUGUAGUCCAGCCAGUGAAGCCACAUUUGAAACUAAGCCUUAUAAGCUACAUAAUUUAGAAAGUGGACCUAGUACAACAGUAACAGUGACAAGAGAUGACGCACUACGUUAUUACCGCCUCAUGCAAACCAUUCGCAGGAUGGAAACAGCAGCCGGGAACCUGUAUAAGGAGAAAAUCAUCCGAGGUUUCUGUCAUUUAUAUUCUGGCCAAGAGGCUUGUGCUGUUGGUAUGGAUGGAGGUAUCCGUAGGAAUGAUUCAGUCAUCACUGCAUACAGAGCCCACGGCUGGUGCUUCUUACGGGGUGUCCCUGUUAUUGGUGUUCUAUCAGAGUUAACAGGAAAAUACACUGGUUGCGCGAAGGGUAAAGGUGGCUCCAUGCACAUGUAUGCACCACACUUCUAUGGAGGAAAUGGAAUCGUUGGAGCUCAGGUUCCCCUCGGAGCUGGUAUCGCCCUUCACCACAAAUACAUGGAAUCUGAUCAGAUCUGUGUCACCCUCUACGGAGACGGUGCCGCCAACCAGGGACAGAUAUUCGAAGCAUACAACAUCGCCAAACUGUGGGAUCUACCAGUAGUAUUUGUCUGCGAGAAUAAUGGUUAUGGUAUGGGAACGAGUGUAGAGAGGGCGUCUGCUAGUACAGAUUAUUACAGGCGAGGAGACUAUGUACCUGGGAUAUGGGUUGAUGGAAUGGAUGUAUUGGCAGUAAGGGAGGCCACACGCUAUGCGGCCGAGUGGUGUCGAUCGGGCAAGGGACCAAUGCUGAUGGAAGUCGUCACCUAUAGAUAUAGUGGUCACAGCAUGAGUGACCCUGGCACAAGUUAUCGAACUCGCGAAGAGAUCCAGGAAGUCCGGGCAACCAGAGAUCCGAUUGUCUCAUUCAAAGAACGACUCAUCUCCUCUCAACUUGCUUCAGCAGAAGAACUUAAGACAAUUGAUGGGGAAAUUCGUAAAGAGGUUGAUGAUGCGGUCAAAGCAGCGAAAGCAGCUCCAGAACCACCCGUCUCAGAAAUGUACGAUCACGUUUAUACAAAUCCUGACCCUCAUUUCAAAGUCCGCGGCUGUGAUCCAUCAAUAAUGGUCGUGGGAAAAUAAACUCUUUGUCUAUCUGUCAGUUGUAUUUAUUAGGAAAAUUGUGAAUAUAUGUUAAUGAGAGAUCUCCAGAAUUGCGCUUUUUAACCUUGUAUCAAAUGGGCAAUGUGGAAAAUUGUGAUACUACUGAAUAUGCUAACAGACAUUGUCCAAAAUAGAAAAGUAAAAAAGAAUGUACUGUGUCGACACUAUUAAGCCAGUGAAGCGGCUCAGUGUUAGAUAGAGGCCUGUUGCAGGUGAAAUAGGCCGUUUGAACAGGCUCCACUCUACCGGGUUAGUUGCGUGAGUACAUUUCUUCUUUUCUCAUACAGCCACCAAUAAAAGUAGUAAAAGACACUACGUUUGUUGGCCUAAAUGGCCAAAAAUGAUAUGAAUGCUACCAAUAUUUGUACUUAUUGUGCUUUUCUUAUUAAACCAAGACAAAAGUUUUGCGAGUUCAGUAUAGAAGGUUUCUCCUGGAUGUUUUGUUAUUGCUGGCGUUCGAACAAACCAUUGUCAUUUCAUUUCAUAAAAAAUAAUCAUAGUUAUGCCCGAGAGCAUGUUUUCUGGUCUUCCUCUGAAAAAUACCCACGUUUUCGAAGCUGCAUUCAGUGGUCUUUCAGAGGGUUCAUGCUUGAUACGCAACACUUCAUGUUAUGAUCCCCUGAGGUGUACAUUCUAUAAGCUUGAUUGCCUUGUUUCAGAAGUAUUAAGUUAACCUGUACAAAAUGA
Molecule: messenger RNA, 1966 nt
Organism: Lineus longissimus
Lineage: Eukaryota; Metazoa; Nemertea; Pilidiophora; Heteronemertea; Lineidae
Product: pyruvate dehydrogenase E1 component subunit alpha, mitochondrial-like
Exons: 9
Coding region: 80-1258 (392 amino acids)
Biological process (GO): pyruvate decarboxylation to acetyl-CoA
Cellular component (GO): intracellular membrane-bounded organelle
Molecular function (GO): pyruvate dehydrogenase (acetyl-transferring) activity
Source: RefSeq, a predicted model, not a curated record